Messenger RNA from Nanorana parkeri, 1712 nucleotides. It is a transcript of the gene NR6A1, whose product is annotated as nuclear receptor subfamily 6 group A member 1. Gene Ontology annotation, molecular function: DNA-binding transcription factor activity; sequence-specific DNA binding; zinc ion binding. Gene Ontology annotation, biological process: regulation of DNA-templated transcription. The transcript is spliced from 8 exons. The record is from RefSeq and is a predicted model, not a curated record. Lineage: Eukaryota; Metazoa; Chordata; Amphibia; Anura; Dicroglossidae. The coding region runs from base 1 to 1323 and encodes 440 amino acids.
AUGACACCCAGCUGUUCUUUCUCUUCUAUAGAUGACCGCGUUGACCAAAGAGCAUGCCUUAUCUGUGGGGAUCGUGCUACAGGACUGCAUUAUGGCAUCAUCUCAUGUGAGGGCUGCAAAGGAUUCUUUAAGCGCAGCAUUUGCAAUAAGAGAGUAUACCGAUGCAGCCGCGAUAAGAAUUGUGUCAUGUCGCGAAAGCAGAGGAACCGUUGUCAAUACUGCCGCCUCCUUAAGUGCCUCCAGAUGGGAAUGAACAGAAAAGCUAUAAGAGAAGAUGGAAUGCCAGGUGGAAGAAAUAAAAGCAUUGGUCCUGUACAGAUUUCCGAUGAGGAGAUUGAAAGGAUUAUGUCUGGUCAAGAAUUUGAAGAAGAAGCCAACACUUCAUGGAGUAACAAUGGAGAUAGUGACCAUAGUUCUCCAGGCAAUGUAGUGUCUGAAAGUAACCAGCCUUCUCCAGUGUCCACACCUUCCUCCAGUAGAUCAGUGGAACUAAAUGGAUUCAGUUCUCUUCGGGAUCAGUAUUUGGGCACUCCUGCACCAACGCACUAUCAAUACCUACCUCACCUUUUUAGCUGCUCUACUCAUUCUGCUAUAAUCCCAUCCCAAACCCGGAGUCUGGACCCUCAGUCACACACCCUCAUUAACCAGCUACUAGCUGCAGAAGACAUGGAGCCACUUAAUACCCCUAUGCUAAUUGAAGAUGGGUACAAGGUAACACAGUCUGAGCUAUUUGCUCUUUUGUGUCGGCUGGCAGACGAGCUCUUGUUUCGCCAGAUUGCAUGGGUGAAGAAGCUGCCAUUUUUUUGUGACCUUUCUAUAAAAGAUUACACAUGCCUAUUGAGUACGACGUGGCAAGAGUUAAUACUUCUGUCUUCACUGAUCACAUACAGCAAGCAGGUCUUCGGGGAUCUUGCCGACGUCACCUCUAAAUACUCACCUUCUGAAGCAGAGCUUCAUAGAUUUAGUGAGGAGGGUAUGGAAGUGAUGGAAAGGCUUAUUUACUUGUAUCGAAAAUUCAGCCAGCUGAAGGUUAGCAAUGAAGAAUAUGUCUGCAUGAAAGCCAUCAACUUCCUGAAUCAAGAUAUCCAAGGUAUUAGCAAUGUUUCCCAGCUGGAGCAGCUGAAUAAGAGGUACUGGUACGUGUGUCAGGACUUCACAGAGUAUAGGUAUCCUCUCCAACCCAACAGAUUCCCGGACCUUAUGAUGUGUUUGCCUGAGAUACGCUAUAUUGCUGGGAAGCUGGUGAAUGUACCCCUGGAGCAACUACCUCUGCUUUUUAAAGCAUUUCUUCACUCAUGCAAAACCAAUGUCAGCAAGGAGUAAGCAUCCAGAGGAAAACGGUUUAAAGACAGCUGUCAAAAGUGGCUGCUUUGGAAUCGUUAAAAAGGAAAAAAAGACUAUUACUCUCUAUGUGGGAGCCAAAAGUUUGCUUUUUUUUUUUCUUCACUCUUUUUCUUAUCUAUUUAUUUCCUGACAGAGUUGAAUGUAUUAUCUUCAACAUGGGUGCACAAACGUAAAUGCAGUUUCUGCAUUUUGUUGUUUACAGACCUAGGUUUUUUACGCCAUUUUAUGGGAGGGACUCCCUUCCUGUAUGGAUGAGGAUAUAAGUGUUAUGGUGUUGCUAUUUUGUGUUUUAAUUUUGUACUUUUUUUAGAUUUAGUUAUUCUUUUGUUGGGAGUGGGAAUGGCAUUUUUGAAUAGUGUUUUGAAUGG